Molecule: messenger RNA, 1044 nt
Organism: Prunus dulcis (almond)
Lineage: Eukaryota; Viridiplantae; Streptophyta; Magnoliopsida; Rosales; Rosaceae
Product: psbP domain-containing protein 6, chloroplastic
Exons: 3
Coding region: 59-907 (282 amino acids)
Source: RefSeq, a predicted model, not a curated record
AUCCAUACCGUAUCCACCCUUUCAAUUUUCAAAUCAAAUCCUUCUCUUCUUAAAAAAUAUGGCUACCUGUCCUCUGCCUCCUCCAAUACCCUCAUCUCUCAUCUCCUCCUCCUCCUCAAACAGCCAUUCUACUUCUUCUUCACGUUCAAAACUGCCCCCACUUCUCUCGCCUUCUCCAUUGCCUCGUCAUAAUUAUCAGCAGCAGGCACAGAGUAAAAAACGAAGAGAGUUGUUGUUGAAAGGAGGACUUGGUCUGCUUCCUCUUGCUCUGGUUGAGUCAAUAUUGAAAGAGCCACUUACUGUGCCUUCAGCAGAAGCUAAGGAGGCGGUGGUGGGCUCCUACCUCCCACCCUCACCUUCUGACCCUUCCUUCGUUCUCUUCAAAGCCUCUGCUAAAGACACUCCCGCUCUUCGCGCAGGAAAUGUGCAGCCUUACCAGUUCAUUAUUCCUCCAACCUGGAAACAGAUGCGUGUGGCAAACAUUUUAUCUGGUAAUUACUGCCAGCCAAAGUGUGCAGAGCCCUGGGUGGAGGUAAAAUUUGAAGACGAAAAACAGGGAAAACUUCAGGUUGUGGCUUCACCUUUGAUACGCCUGACAAAUAAACCCAAUGCAACAAUUGAAGAUAUUGGCAACCCUGCGAAGGUGAUUGCUUCUCUUGGCCCUUUUGUUACAGGAAACACAUUUGAUCCAGAUGAGCUUCUUGAGACGACAGUUGAAAAGCGCGGCGACCUGACGUACUACAAGUAUGCGCUGGAGACCCCGUUUGCUCUUACAGGUUCUCACAAUCUUGCAAAGGCAACAGCCAAGGGAAACACUGUUGUAUUAUUUGUGGUAAGUGCAAGUGACAAGCAAUGGCAAGCUUCUCAGAAGACUCUAAAAGCCAUGCUUGAUUCCUUUCAAGUGUAGUUCACUGCUGAAUGAAAGGGAAAAGAAAAUUAUUUUGGCUUUUGGAAGCACUGUUCUUUUAUUUUCAUAGAGCUACAAUAAAGAGGCUGCAUUUACACGAAAUUGAGUUCCUCUCUGGGCUUUUAGCCUUUUAUUCA